This is a messenger RNA of Vigna umbellata (rice bean), 1912 nucleotides long. The record is from RefSeq and is a predicted model, not a curated record. NCBI's taxonomy places the organism in Eukaryota, Viridiplantae, Streptophyta, Magnoliopsida, Fabales, Fabaceae.
AAACGUUCACGAAGAGAACAGAGAAAAAGAAGAGAAGAAGAAGCAGAUAACCAAGCUUCGAAUAACGUCGGCUUGGACGCUCGCCCCUUCGGCCUAACAAAAGAACGAGAUAGGAAGAGAACGUAUCUUCUCUCCGUUGCUAAGAAACUGUUUACGUAGUGUGACGGAAAGAAGAAGCUAGCGCCCAAUGCUUUUGUUCUUGUCCCUACUCGCGAACUGUGUCAACAGGUGUAUGCGGAAGUGUUGUCGCUGUUUUUUUGGGGGUGGUUGGAGUUAUGCAGAGUUCAACUGAAAGUUGUGCAGCUGAAUAGCAACAUGCUUGCUAAUGACUUGCGGGCAGCAUUGGCCGGACCUCCUGAUAUUUUGAUCUCCACUCCUGCUUGCGUAGCGAAGUGUUUGUCCGGUGGCAUACUUAAGGCGGCAUCCAUUAACGAAUCCCUUGAAACUCUUGUUCUUGAUGAGGCCGAUCUUCUUCUAUCCAUAUGGGUAUUGAAUGAUUUAAAAGCUUUAACACCUCAUGUUCCCAGAAGUUGCCAGUGUCCUAUGUCUGCAACAUCAAGUGCGGAUGUUGACAAACUAAAGAAGUUGAUUCUGCACAACCCAUUUAUUUUGACUUUGCCUGAAGUGGGAAAUAAUAAGGAUGAGAUCAUUCCUAAAAGUGUUCAGCAGUUUUGGAUCUCAUGUUCUACCAGUGACAAGUUACUUUACAUCCUUGCUGUGUUGAAGUUGGGGUUGGUCCAAAAGAAAGUCCUUAUAUUUACAAAUACCAUAGACAUGAGUUUCAGAUUGAAACUAUUCUGGAAAAGGUAUUUUGGGAUCAGAUCUGCUGUUUUAAAUCCUGAGUUGCCUCAGAAUUCCCGUCUUCAUAUUCUGGAGGAAUUCAAUGCGGGCCUAUUUGAUUAUCUAAUUGCAACAGAUCUUAGUCAGUCAAAGGAAAAGGAUGAAGUGUCUAAGGAAAGUAAUGUUGUAUCACGGAAGUCUAGAAAACGUGCUAAAGUAAAAUUAGAUUCUGAAUUUGGAGUUGUAAGGGGAGUUGACUUUAAAAAUGUAUUCACGGUUAUAAACUUUGAAAUGCCUCAAAAUGUUGAGGGAUAUGUUCAUCGAAUUGGACGAACAGGAAGAGCAUACAAUUCUGGUACUUCUGUCUCUCUGGUUUCUCCGGAUGAGAUGGAUACUUUAGAAGAAGUAAGAUCUUUUGUUGGAGAUGACGAAAACAAAGGCACAAGUUCUGUUGCCGAGUUUCCCCUUCUCACCAAGAAUGCCGUUGAAUCUCUACGGUAUAGAGCUGAGGAUGUUGCCAAGAGUGUAACCAGAAUUGCAGUCCGAGAAUCACGAGCCCAGGAUUUGAGGAAUGAAAUUUUGAACUCUGAAAAGUUGAAAGCCCAUUUUGAGACUAAUCCAAGAGACCUAGAUCUACUGAAGCACGACAAAGUUUUGAGCAAGAAUGCUCCACCUCCGCACCUGCGUGAUGUGCCUGACUACCUAUUAGACAAACAAACGAAAGAGGCAAGGGAAAUGGUCAAACUUGCGAGGGAUGCAAUGGGAAAUAAUAAUCGCCGCAAAGGAUCCAAGAGAAAAUUAAGAAAAGAUGGAGACCCUCUGAAGGCUAUCUCCGCUCUGGCAUCAAAAAGACCGCGCAAAGUUAGGAAGACUGGUGGAAGCGAUGGCAACGAUGGCAGUGAUAGACAUAAACGCAAAAAGAACAAGGGUUUAUGAUUGAUUUACCCUUUUCAAAGCCUUAUAACAGGCUCAAUUUUGUUGUAAUUUAGUUCCAAAUAUCCUAAAUCAAAAAUAGUAAAAAGUAUUAGAAUUGUUAUUCCCUUUAUACCGUGUAGGAUCUAAAGCUAGUAAUUCUUGUUACAAAAUCAAGUUUUGCUUAUUGAAACCAUAAUUUCGCAUUCGUUGUAUCUCU